CGUUCAGGUCUCGCGGCGACUGGAUCCGGUCCUGUGCUUUCGGAGCCUGGCGGGCGGCGGGCAUGGCUGGAACCCCUGCACCGGGCAGCAGGAGGCGGAGUGGGCCCCUGGCGCCUAGUUUUGGCCCGCCGCCCAUCACCCGGCAGCCUCCCAACAAGCGGGCCCGGGGCUUCCCCGUGGCCGCAGCUCCGGACCCCGAAGACCCGUUCGGCCCUCAUGAGGAUUUCACCGCGGACGACCUGGAGGAGCUCGACAUCUUGGCGUCACAGGCCAUGAGCCAAUGCCCGUCCGCGGAUCGGGACGUGUCCGGUGUUCAGAAUGUCCCCAGGUUAGAUGGAAUGCCCAAAAAUCCUGCAGGGAAAAACAGAGAAAGUGUUCCAGUUAAAGAUAAUUUUGAAUUAGAGUUACUUCAGGCCCAGUACAAAGAACUUAAAGAAAAGAUGAAGGCAAUGGAAGAAGAAGUCCUCAUUAAAAAUGGAGAAAUUAAAAUUUUGCGGGACUCGCUGCAUCAAACAGAAUCCAUUUUAGAGGAACAGAGAAGAUCACAUUAUUUUCUCGAACAAGAGAAAGCUCAAGCGCUCAGUGAGAAAGAAAAGGAAUUCUCCAAAAAGCUCCAGUCAUUGCAGUCUGAACUCCAGUUUAAAGAUGCGGAGAUGAACGAGCUAAGGACGAAGCUUCAAAGCAGUGAACGGGCAAACAAACUGGCCACUCCCCCCGUUUCCCACAGCAGUCCUAGGAAAAGCCCUUCUGUGGUUCUAAAGCAAGAAGCAUGUUCUCCACAAUUUGGAAAACCAUCUUUCCCUACAAAGGAGUCUUUUAAUGCUAACAUGUCCCUUCCCCACCCCUGCCAGCCAGAGCCGGGAUACAAGCCGCUGGCGGGCAGAGAAGAAAACAAGACCCACAGUCUGGGAGGUAACCCCAUAAAGCAAGAAGGGUCCCCAGAAUGCCUCGUCGACAGCCUGACGCAGACGUCAAACGCUCGAGGUUCCAUUUUGAUAAACCUUCUCCUGAAGCAGCCUUUGAACCCAGGAUCACCCCUUGGGCUGUGUCACCUCCUGAGCAGUUCUGAGCCGCCUACCGUCCCCCUGUCGCAGCCGCUGGGGUUUGGCAGUGCCUUGACUGGGAUUUCAAGCCUCAGGCCCACAGCUCCCCGCGAUGGGUCGUUUCCCCUCUCGGCCCUUAGAGAAGCGCAGAGCCUGGCGCUCACUGGCCUGACCAUGAUUGCCAGGGACGAAGGCUCGUGUGACAGCGACCCCGCCGAGGGGGACAGCAGGGCCUUCCCGCUCGGCCAGUUUCCCGGGGCCGUGCACCUGCUGCCGCUGGUGCAGUUCUUCAUCGGCUGCCACUGCCAGGCGCUGCAGGAGCUGUCAGUCGCCAAGAGGAGCGGACCCCCUGGGGACUCGCCGGCACAGUCCUGCGUGGGCUCCAGGGGAGAGGCCAGCGCCGAGGACUCGCUCUGCCACCUGGGGGACUUCUGUGUGGCCGCCCUGAGCGUCCUCCAGCACCUGGUGUGCCACAGCAGCGCCGUCAGCCACCUGUUACUGUCGGGAGCGGGGCCCCCUCCUGCCGCCAGCGGUGGGGCCUCAGCCCCAGGAGCGCCUGCCGACGACCAUCCGCUGAUGAAGAUGCUCCUUCGCCUGUUAACUUUGUCUUCCGCAGCACCAGGUCACCUUCAAGCCAGUGUCCUCAGCCAGUGCCUUAAGGUUUUGGUGAAAUCCGCUGAAAACUCUCCCAUUGACUUCUUGCCCAGGUUCCAGUGUGUGUUCCUCGUGCUGCCGCAGUGCCUCAGCCCAGAGACGCCGCUACCCAGCGUGCUGCUCGCUGUCGAGCUCCUGGCCCUCCUGGUGGACCACGAGGAGCUUGUGCCUCAGCUCUGCUCCCGCUCCGAGGGGUGCCUGCUCCUGCUGCUGUACAUGUAUAUCGCCUCAAGGCCUGACAGAGUGGCCUCGGACAGACAGUGGCUCCAACUGGAACAGGAGGCCGUGUGGCUCCUGGCUAAGCUUGGUGUACAGAGCCCCUCGUCCCCAGUUACUGGCUCCAACUGCCAGUGCAACGUGGAGGUGGUCAGGGUGCUCACUGUGAUGCUGCACAGGCAGUGGCUGACGGUGCGGAGGGCGGGGCGGGCCUCCUGGACCGAGCAGCAGAAGCGGACGGUGCGCUGCCUGAGGGACGCGGUGCUGCUGUUGCAUGGCCUGUCCCAGAAGGACAAGCUCUUCACGGUGCACUGCGUGGAGGUCCUGCAUCAGUAUGACCAGGUGAUGCCAGGGGUCAGCACGCUGAUUCGAGGGCUUCCUGAUGUGACGGACUGUGAAGAGGCGGCCCUGGAUGACCUCUGUGCUGCGGAGACCGAGGCAGAUGACCCCGAGAUGGACUGCAGCUGAGGUCUGAGCAUCGAGCCACAUGGUGGCAGCAGCACCUCUGCUUUCGCCUUAGGGACCGAUUAAAAGCUGUGACCAGCUGUUUGAGAAC
Pteronotus mesoamericanus is the source of this 2469-nucleotide messenger RNA. RefSeq names its product ATR interacting protein (gene ATRIP). The record is from RefSeq and is a predicted model, not a curated record. The transcript has 13 exons. Gene Ontology annotation, biological process: DNA repair; DNA damage checkpoint signaling. NCBI's taxonomy places the organism in Eukaryota, Metazoa, Chordata, Mammalia, Chiroptera, Mormoopidae. Bases 63 to 2381 code for a protein of 772 amino acids.